UCGGGGUCUGCCUUCUCGGCUGCAACCGUGGGGGAGGAGGUGGACUUCACACUCCCCGCAGAUCGGAAGAAUCUGCUCAAAACCGCUUGCCUUGCAGGAGCUGGGCCGGCGUCCUCGGCGCCGCCUGAGGCCAGCUUCCGGCGGGACAUAGCUGGGCCGGAAUGGCAGUCUGGAAUGAAUUCCAGUAUUUCCAGAGAAUGACCACGACCACUUCCUCUUCAGUAGAAGGUAAACAGAAUUUGGUGAUUAUGGGUAGGAAGACCUGGUUCUCCAUUCCUGAGAAGAAUAGGCCUUUGAAAGAUAGGAUUAAUUUAGUUCUCAGUAGAGAACUCACGGAAACCCCACAAGGAGCUCAUUUUCUUGCCAAAAGUCUGGAUGGUGCCUUAAAACUCAUUGAGCAACCAGAAUUAGGAAAUAAAGUUGACAAGGUUUGGAUCAUAGGAGGCAGUUCUGUUUACAAGGAAGCCAUGGACCAACCAGGUCAUGUUAGACUGUUCUUGACAAGGAUCCUGCAGGAAUUUGAAAGUGACACAUUUUUUCCUGAAAUUGAUUUAGAGAAAUACAAACUUCUCCCAGCGUUCCCAGGUGUUCUUCCUGAUGUCCAGGAAGAAAAAGGCAUUAAGUACAAAUUUGAAGUGUAUGAAAAGAAUGACUAACAUGAAGGCAUUUUCUCGUUUACUUCAAGUUGCUCUCGAAAGAAUUAAGUAUUUUAACAUCAGGAAAAGAGACUUUGUUGGCUUCAGAUCUGUGGAUAAUUAUUUCUCAGUGGUGAUUUUUAUUUUUUUAAUUUUGUUUUUCCUUCAUUAGUCCUAAGUAGACUAUAUCACACACGACUUGUGAAACAUUUCUUACUCUAACUAUAUAAAUCCCUCAUGGUCCAGGGUUGGGUCUACACCUGCCCACACUGACAUACUGCCCGGACAGCGUGUGUGAGAGCCCCUGACAGCGUGAGUUGAAAGGAGGCCCAUAGAGAUGGGAGCUAGACAGAGAAACAGAGCGGUGCAAAUCCAUGAAGCACAGCACAACUACAGGUUCUAAUUCAGAUGAAAAUUUUAUCAAAGGCUAUAAGUAUUCUGAGUAUAUCAGAUUCUGAUUUAAAAGUCUGUUCCCUCAGAGCAGGGGGUCAGUGAGCUGAGAAGUCUGGUUAUGCAGUAAAGAUGGUGAGAGGUGGGUAAAAGACUAACUUUUGAUGGGUAAAAGUGAAGAAAAGGCCCGAGACCCCUGAAGUAUGGUUUCCACUCUUCAGUGAAGCUCCAUGGGACAGUGCAAUGGAGAGUGCUCUGGUUAAAGCAAUCUAAUAGCAAGCAGAGUGACAAAAAUUCAAAGUUCAAAGAUAUUAUAAAUUACAAAUGAAUAUUCCUAGAAACCCAAAUUAGUGAAUGAGAAAAUAAACUUCACAAAAUUAA
Messenger RNA from Echinops telfairi (small Madagascar hedgehog), 1406 nucleotides. It is a transcript of the gene DHFR, whose product is annotated as dihydrofolate reductase. Gene Ontology annotation, biological process: tetrahydrofolate biosynthetic process; dihydrofolate metabolic process; glycine biosynthetic process. The record is from RefSeq and is a predicted model, not a curated record. Gene Ontology annotation, molecular function: dihydrofolate reductase activity; NADP binding. The transcript is spliced from 6 exons. The coding region runs from base 162 to 656 and encodes 164 amino acids. Gene Ontology annotation, cellular component: mitochondrion. Lineage: Eukaryota; Metazoa; Chordata; Mammalia; Afrosoricida; Tenrecidae.